CUGCGCUCGUCAAAGUAGCUGUCGUGGUUGCCGGCCACUACGACGAUAUGUCGGAACCCGUCGCUCGAGCCGUACCAUGGCUUCUGGAGCGUCUUGAGCCAGUCGAUCGAUUGUUGGAUCGAUGUCAGUGUGCCUGCGUUGGUGAGGUCGCCAGAGUGGAUGAGUAGGUCGCCUUUUGGAAUCGAAGUGGGUGGGAUCUUGGAGUGCGUGUCAGAGAGGCACACGACGCGGAUGGGCACUUUGUUCUUCGGUGGUACGUAUGGUCGUCCACGCAGCCAGAGGAUCAAAUGGUGUAAAAGUGCGAUGAGGGUGGUGAGAGGGUGGUAGAUUAGCUGGUAUAUAAGGGAUGGAGGGGCGAAUGGGGACUUUGGCGGGGAUAUGAAGCCCAUUUUCGGGAACCUAAUGCUGAAAUACAGCACAGGCCUGGUCCCGAGCUGGGAUUCGUUUCCUUUCUGUGGUAUAUACUGUAUAGCUGGUAUUAUGUUGUAGGAUUUUUCUGUUCCUUCUCUUUCAAUGGUGGCCGGUGUCACCGAACUGGGAGAAUCUGCCGAAAAGAUUGUGUGGGGUUCAUGAUCGCGAGAUUCGACGUUGAGGACUUUUCAGGGGCUGUGGAAGUGUCCGACACGGAGCUCGAGCAUGGUCUGAGAUGAUGGCAGACAGCAGGCUGUAGAGAGUCAAUUGACAGCUCCGAAUUGCGAUGGAUGGGGAAGACGUGGCGCCAGCUUUAGGCUUGUUAAAUAAGGCUGUGUGCCCGCGAGUUGCGCAGGUGGCGCCGCAGUGGCAGCGGGGGCCAAAUUGCAGCGCAGGCACCGGGAGUGAAAUUGUAUACAACUACCACGACCAGGUACUCGUCACGGAACAGAAAACAGGAUUGAACUGCGCCGGUAUACAACCAGAGGAGUACUAUGUACCUGGCUUUCCUGUACAAUGAUGUGUCUAUGCAUCGCACUGCUUCUCUGAUCGCAUUAGUCUCAUCGCUGUCCAUGUUCGUAGCAAUAAAUAAGGGAAUACAUACACCGUCUAUCGUCACUAUCAUCACUGCCAUGGCUGCUGGUACUGACCCAUCAUAAUAAAGCCCAUAAUCCCAUAAUCCAACGCAAGGACCAUCCGACUGCUCUCCCGCCCACCGUCAUCAAUCGAUCCGAUCGUUGAGUUCUAUCACAUCUGCUCAUUCUGCGAGACUACCUGGUACUAGUAGGAGGACAUACAAGCCACGGAGGCCCUUCACUCGUCGACUCUCGCUUUAUCACCGCCGGGCGCUGGGUCCCUUUCACAGGAAAAUCGCUGUCACUGGCACCCGCAGUUGAUAUCACCGUCAACUUGAACCGCCAACCAGUUGCUGUUACGACUACAACUGUACCUACUGACCGGCCCACGCGAAUCCAUCCACUGCCAGUGCGCUCUGCCGUCUCUUCCUCUGCUUCGACAGCAUUUUCUCCGGUCUUCACAUUCCCGUUUCGAUUUCGUUUCCAUUUCACUUCCAAGUACAUACCUCGCAAACCAUCAGUCGAACAGCGGGCACAGAGAACCGUCCGUUUGAACUUCUUUUUUCCUCGGCCAACCUUAUCCGUCCGAUCGUGUCGAAUCUCGAUGCCCUCGAUCUAACCGCCGCCGCCCGUAGUUGGGUGCCUUGCUUCCUGGACGAAUCGCAUCAUUGAUCUCGCUGCACGCAGCACACAAUUGUUCCACUCUGUCUAGUCGCCCAACACCGCCAGCCGCCAGCCGCCUGAGCGCAAUCAAUCUGUUCGUCCCGCAAGAGAGUGCAGUGUCAGAUAAGAGAUAGCAGUUGAUACACUUUGAUGUUGGGACAGGCCCAAAUAAUAACUGAAGGCGGUUCUAAACAACUUGACACAGUUUGCCCUGGUAGCGUCCCAUAGUGGUCCGGUAUCCGAAGCCACACUGUGAGCCAGGUCCUCAGCCAGAUCCACAAAGCGCACUCCAACUACGGCGCCAGUUCCAGCUUCUUCAGUGACAGCGUCUAACGCAAGCAGAACCCAGACCAGACCAGAAUCGGCCAGCUGCGGUCUGACUGCCCGCCCGAAGCCCACUGCAUCCCUCAUCCCAUUCCAACACGUCAACUCCCCAACAACCUUCACAAUUCCUCCCCGAUCGGAAACUGGCCCUGCAAAGGGACCAGUUGCAGUCCACCCUAACAGAUUGCUGGCCGCCAACGCCGCCGCCUUUGCCAUGAUGAACGGCACCGACCUCAAAAAGGCCGCCAUCAACCAGGCCAAGAAGGUCGCGACCACGGCCGCCCUCGCAGCAAACAGCAACGGACAAAAGAAACGGCGGAAAGGCGACAACCUCAAGCCCAUCAUUACGACCGAGAACAACGCGUCUUCCAGUCUACAAGAAAGCCCCACGCAAGCCGAACCAGAAAGCACGGAUUCCCCUCUUCCGCACGGCAAAGUGCCAUCCCAGAGUAACUCACAAUUUGAUUCUAGAUCCUUGUCAUCCUCCUCCUCAGAAGAAGACCCCGCCGAGACCACGGCCGAUGAAGAAGAUUCGGAAGACUACUGCAAGGGCGGAUAUCAUCCCGUCCACGUUGGCGAAACAUACAAUAACGGCAGAUACGUCGUCGUGCGGAAGCUAGGAUGGGGCCAUUUUUCCACGGUGUGGUUGUCGAGAGAUACCACCACGGGCAAACACGUGGCUCUCAAGGUCGUCCGGUCGGCGGCGCAUUACACAGAGACGGCGAUUGACGAGAUUAAACUACUAAACCGAGUCAACCAAGCCAACCCUAAUCAUCCUGGCCGCCGCUACGUGGUCAGUCUUCUCGACUCCUUUGAGCACAAAGGUCCCAAUGGCGUCCACGUAUGUAUGGUCUUUGAAGUCUUGGGCGAGAACCUGUUGGGGUUGAUCAAAAGAUGGAAUCAUCGAGGGAUCCCGAUGCCUCUGGUCAAACAAAUCACCAAGCAAGUGCUUCUCGGCUUGGAUUACUUGCACCGCGAAUGCGGCAUCAUUCAUACCGAUCUCAAACCGGAAAAUGUCCUAAUUGAAAUUGGCGAUGUCGAACAGAUUGUCAAGGCAUUUGUCAAGGAUGAGAAAGAAUCGACCAAGGACGACAACCGAAACGGUCGCCGGCGGAGACGGACUCUGAUUACCGGCAGCCAGCCGUUACCCAGUCCUCUUAAUGCCAGCUUUACCAAUUUGGACAAGGUUGGCAACCACCAACCCAGUAGUUUGAACCAGAUGAUCAGUGACUCGACAGAGAACAAAUCACCCGAAGGACUGUCGAUGAUCGAGCAGCUGAAAUUAAAAUCAAAGGAAAGCCAACAGAGCGAGGAACUGGACAAAACGAGAGAAGGCACAACCGACCCAAUCGAGAAGGAUUUGGCCGGAGUGACGCUCGACAGCAAGAAAAACAGUGACGUAGAGAAGGUGCUGAAAGCUGCACGAGGUGAAGAAGAGCCUCUGGGUGAGAUCAUCUCGGUCAAGAUUGCAGACUUGGGAAAUGCGUGCUGGGUGGGGCAUCAUUUCACAAACGACAUCCAGACCCGGCAGUAUCGGUCUCCGGAAGUGAUUCUGGGUGCAAAGUGGGGAGCCAGUACGGACGUCUGGAGUAUGGCAUGCAUGGUGUUUGAGCUCAUUACUGGCGAUUACCUGUUUGAUCCACAGUCGGGUACCAAGUACGGCAAAGACGACGACCACAUUGCGCAAAUUAUCGAGCUACUAGGACCAUUUCCCAAGUCGUUAUGUCUCUCCGGCAAGUGGUCGCAGGAGAUCUUCAACCGGAAAGGCGAAUUGAGGAAUAUUCAUCGUCUGCGACACUGGGCUCUUCCGGAUGUUCUGAGGGAAAAAUACCAUUUCUCCGUCGAGGAAGCGAGGAAAAUUAGUGACUUCCUGCUACCCAUGCUGGAGCUGCCGCCCGAAGCGCGUGCCAAUGCAGGGGGGAUGUCCAAUGCCGAUUUCUUAAAGGGCACAAAGGGGAUGGAUCAUGUCAAGGUCGAUGUUCCUGUGGGCAGCAAGGGUGAAGGAAUUGAAGGCUGGGCUUCGGAAGUAAAGAAGCGGUGAUCUUGUUCUGUCUCUGUUUGUUCGAACAACAAAGUUGAUUAGGACACUGGCAGGACAGGAGACUCGAAGUGCUUGCUAGACUGACUUCGGGCGCGCUCACCCUUCUUUCCAACGCAAUAAAGCCGUUUUAUGAUUUUUGAAAAUACCACACCACGCCUUCUUUCUUUUUGGAGUGGAGUGGGAGCUUCAAUUUUUCGUCUGAACUGAGACCAGGAACGAGAACAGGAACGAGAACCAGAACGAUGGAUCGGAUUGGGCAGAUACAGUUGUCUCGUACUGAAUAUAUGACCUUGAUCGAACUGAUUGGGGAGACAUGUCAUGGCUGCAGUGCUUGGGAAGCUUUGGACUGAUGUGAUACUGACUGACGGGCAGGACAGAACAGAACAAUUACGGGACAUUCUUUUCUUCUUUCUUUUUUUUUUUGAUAGAGACUCGUUGCGACUACCUACCGCGGGACUCGACUCGACUCGAAGAGGAUUCAAAUGCCAGUGUGUGAAUGAGGGAGAAGCGUGGUUGAAUCUGAAUCUGAACAUAACGAUCACGAUCGUCAAUGGCAAUGGCGUUCAACGGUGUCAAAUGGAACGGAGCAAACUUGAAGUAAUGGCUCCAUGGUCGUUCAGUUGAAGAAUGUAGAUGCAGUAAAGCUCACAGUCAAGCAGAUGGGAGACAGAGACGACUUUGACCCAUGCAGUGGAUGGUUCGUUAUUGUUGGUAUAUAUAUAUAUACAGGUACUAUUUGAACUGGUACAUGAACACAUAUAGAAUUUUGUCGAUAGCCGUGGUUUUCAGGUGUCUGGGAAGGUAUGUAAAUAUGGGCUUCUUCCUCGUUGAUACAAUACUGUACCUCUUGCGGACGAG
Messenger RNA from Exophiala dermatitidis NIH/UT8656, 4872 nucleotides. Its product is annotated as serine/threonine kinase 23. The record is from RefSeq and is a predicted model, not a curated record. Lineage: Eukaryota; Fungi; Ascomycota; Eurotiomycetes; Chaetothyriales; Herpotrichiellaceae. Gene Ontology annotation, biological process: protein phosphorylation; regulation of mRNA processing; spliceosomal complex assembly. Gene Ontology annotation, molecular function: ATP binding; protein kinase activity. The transcript has 4 exons. Bases 2188 to 4014 code for a protein of 608 amino acids.